This is a messenger RNA of Equus caballus (horse), 3483 nucleotides long. The record is from RefSeq and is a predicted model, not a curated record. NCBI's taxonomy places the organism in Eukaryota, Metazoa, Chordata, Mammalia, Perissodactyla, Equidae.
GGGCCGGCCCGCUCCCCCCACGUGUCCGCCUGAGUUUCUCCACCAGCAACAUGGCCGCUGCCUGAGAGGAGAGCCGGGCCGCCGCCGCCUCUGCAGCCCGCGGCUACCUGGGCCGUUGCCGCCGCCCGCUCGCGGGCCCAGCGGAGAGGUCAAGUCCGAGAACUGUGCGGCUGGCUCCCCGCUUAGUAUGGCCAAUGAAGAGGAUGACCCAGUUGUACAGGAGAUCGAUGUGUACUUGGCCAAAAGUCUGGCAGAGAAGCUCUAUCUGUUUCAGUACCCUGUGCGCCCAGCCUCGAUGACCUACGAUGACAUUCCGCACCUCUCAGCCAAGAUCAAGCCCAAGCAGCAGAAGGUAGAGCUUGAGAUGGCCAUCGACACCCUGAAUCCCAACUAUUGCCGCAGCAAAGGGGAGCAGAUUGCACUGAAUGUGGAUGGCGCCUGUGCCGACGAGACCAGCACAUAUUCCUCGAAGCUGAUGGACAAGCAGACGUUCUGCUCCUCCCAGACCACCAGUAACACGUCCCGUUACGCUGCUGCGCUCUACAGGCAAGGUGAGCUCCACCUGACUCCUUUACAUGGCAUCCUGCAGCUGCGGCCCAGCUUCUCCUACCUGGAUAAGGCAGAUGCCAAGCACCGAGAGAGGGAGGCCGCCAAUGAGGCGGGAGACUCUUCACAGGACGAGGCAGAAGAAGAUGUGAAGCAGAUCACGGUCCGGUUCUCCCGGCCCGAGUCAGAACAGGCCCGCCAACGUCGUGUGCAGUCCUACGAGUUCCUGCAGAAGAAGCAUGCCGAAGAGCCCUGGGUCCACCUGCACUACUACGGCCUGAGGGACAGCCGCUCUGAGCAUGAGCGCCAGUACCUGCUGUGCCAGGGCUCCAGUGGGGUCGAGAACACGGAGCUCGUCAAGUCACCCAGUGAGUACCUCAUGAUGCUGAUGCCACCCAGCCAGGAGCAGGAGAAAGACAAACCCGUGGCCCCCAGCAAUGUCCUGUCCAUGGCCCAGCUGCGCACCCUGCCACUGGCUGAUCAGAUCAAGAUCCUGAUGAAGAAUGUGAAGGUCAUGCCUUUUGCCAACUUGAUGAGCCUCCUAGGCCCCUUCAUCGACUCUGUGGCUGUUCUGCGUGGCAUCCAGAAGGUGGCGAUGUUAGUCCAAGGAAACUGGGUGGUGAAGAGUGACAUCCUGUACCCCAAGGACUCCUCCAGUCCUCACAGUGGCGUGCCUGCCGAGGUGCUCUGCAGGGGCCGAGACUUUGUUAUGUGGAAGUUCACGCAGAGCCGGUGGGUGGUAAGGAAAGAGGUGGCAACGGUGACUAAACUCAGUGCAGAGGAUGUGAAGGACUUUCUGGAGCACAUGGCAGUAGUGAGGAUCAACAAGGGCUGGGAGUUCAUACUGCCUUACGAUGGAGAGUUCAUCAAGAAGCAUCCGGAUGUGGUCCAGCGGCAGCACAUGCUGUGGACGGGCAUCCAGGCCAAACUUGAGAAAGUUUAUAAUCUUGUGAAGGAAACUAUGCCAAAGAAGCCAGAUGGACAAUCAGGGCCUGCUGUGCUGGUCUCUGGGGACCAGCGGGUCCAAGUAGCCAAGAGCAAGGCCCAGCAGAACCACGCAUUGCUGGAACGGGAGCUGCAACGGAGGAAGGAACAGAUCCGGGCAUCCACGGUCCUGCCUGGUGUUCGGAUCAAGGAGGAGCCCAUGAGCGAGGAGGGAGAGGAAGAGGAAGAGCGGGAAGUGGAGGAAGACGAGGAGCCCAUGGACACCUCACCCAGUCGUGGCCUCCACAAUAGGCUGGCCAACGGGCUGCCUGCCGGGCGGGCAGCAGGCGGGGACAGCUUCAAUGGGCACCCGCCGCCAGGCUGCGCCAGCACCCCUGUGGCCCGGGAACUGAGGGCCUUCGUGGAGGCCACCUUUCAGAGACAGUUUGUGCUCACACUGAGCGAACUCAAGCGUCUCUUCAACCUGCACUUGGCCAGCCUGCCCCCUGGCCACACGCUCUUCAGUGGCAUCUCGGACCGCAUGCUGCAGGACACGGUGCUGGCCGCCGGUUGCAAGCAGAUACUGGUGCCUUCCAGGGUCAGAAGCACCUGCAGCCUUGGGUGAUCUGAGGCGAAGGCCCAUUCCCGUGUACGUGAGGGACAGGAACUAGGACAAGAGGCCCUGGAUCCCAGGCUGCCUGGGCUGUCCCAGGGGAUCUGGCCCUCGUGGCAGGGAAUCUCCUUGGUGAGGUCUCCUAUGGAAGGUACUGGGGUUUCGGGGGCCCUGCCCUGUUUGGAGCCACCCUGGCCCAACCAGUAAAUGGGUCGUUUUUCUGAAAGCUUUCCCUUCUCUGAGCUGGGCCAGGCAAGGGAGGGGCACCUGCCUGGUGUUAGCUAGGCUGUCUUAGGUGGCUGGAGUGGACAGAAGGUGAGGGACAUGAAGUGGGCUGCUCUCAGACAUCCUACCCCACCCUCAGGACCUGCUCUUGCCAUGCUUCUUCCUCUUGGUAGAGCUGGCAUCUGUGGUGACCAUGGUCCUCUCUGCAGCUCUCUCGUCAACUUCCCUCCCCAUGAUCGUGACGCGGGGGUCACAUCAUAGUCUUAUCUGAGGUAGAAGAGACCUCAGAUCAGUCUAGCCUUGUUUUUUUACACGAGGGAGCUGAGGCCCAGGGAGAACAAGCAGACUCAUAAAGACUUGAGUUUAACUCCUGGUUCUGCUACGUAUUAGCUAUGUGACCAUGGACAAUAAGUUAACCUCUCUGAACCGGAUUUUCUUCAUGGAGAGUAGGGUAGUAACACUUCGCUACCUCUCUGGUUUCUAAUGAUCAGAAGCCCAACUGGGGCUUUAAAUAUACAGCCAUGGUAGCGAUCAUUACAGUCACUUGUGUUGUGGCGCCAAGACUGCAACUGUGUCUACCGGCCUCCUCCUUCUGUCCCCCCGUCCAGGUACCCGGAGCCUAGGCCACCCUUUUCUGGGUCCAACUUCUGACCCUGCUGGUCCCAGUGGCAUGGGUUGCUUAGGAGUCAGGCAGGGCCUCUAACCCAUCCUGCCAUGGCUGUUGUGGGAAGGGGUUGAAAGGAAUCCCCAGGACACCCCUAAAGAGUUACUGGGGUGAGAGCACCUCUCAGGACACAUCUGAGGGUUGAUAUGUAGGGUAGGAGGACACUGGAUGUUAAAGCAGAGAGGUGAGCUAAUGUCAGGCUAAUGGGGAAAAUGGAAGAACCCGCCUUAUGCAGCGCAUCUGUGGGCUUCAGGCUGGGCGUGUCACUCUUUUUCUCUCACCGAAGCCCUCUAAGGUCCUGGUGGGGUGUGACUGGCUGCCUCCCUCUGGGGAGGAUGAGGAAACUGAUGCAGGUUUGUGGCUGCCCACAGCCCCACAGUUAGCGAGUACCAGGAGCUGGGAUUGGAACCCACAUUCCCAGAACUGGGCUGGUGCAGACUGGGAGAGGUGAGGGCUCGGGGCAGGUGGAUCCAUGUGGUAAAGACAAACAGCCAACUCAUGCCUGGGCCUU